GUAUUCCCUCCGAGAGGUAAAAAUUGAGGCCGGGUUUGCUGGAUGUUUUGGGUGCAGAACUCUGCCAGCAAAGACAACUUUUCCAUCAUUUAAAAGCAGCCUUUUGGUCACAAGGCUAUGUCUGAUAUCAGACCUUUACUUUCCUGGAUGCAGCUGUAAUACCAGUUGCCAUGGAGAAGAUCAAGGAACAGUUUUCUAGGCUUCAAAUAGCAAAACGGUGUUCACUAACCGAAGACCCAUCUUACUUAUUGGACAUAGAUAUUUCAAGAGCAGAAGGGAGCCAUUUAGUGGCUGUUUCCUGCUCCAAUAAAUCAAUCAGCGUUUACAACAGGGAGACAUUGUGCUUGCUACAAGAAUAUAAUAGCCAUCCUGCAUUGCUAAGUGGUGUCAGAUUUGCACAUACAAAUGAAAAUAUAUUAUUUUCAGCUGGCAGUGAUGGAUCGUUGAAGUGUUGGGAUAUUCGUUCAUCUGCUGUGAAGCCUGUACAUUUGUUUUGUGGCAAUCCUUCAGAUAUUUUCAUUAGCUGUGAUAUAAGCUGCAAUGACCUCGUAGUAUGUGCUGGCACAGAAAAAGUGGAAGAAGAUGCAUUUGUAACAUUCUGGGAUGCGAGAGGCUGCACAAAUAGUGUCCCUUCCAGCAAACGGUCACUAGGUGUCUAUUCAGAAUCUCAUAACGAUGAUGUAACUAAAGUAUGUUUUCAUCCCAACAAACCACAUUUGCUUGCUUCAGGCUCAACUGAUGGAUUGGUAAAUGUGUUUGAUAUUAACAAAGACAAUGAAGAAAAUGCUCUGGUUACCACUUGUAACUCUGAUUCUUCUGUAAGGUCUAUUGGAUGGGCUGGAAAAGAUUAUUGGCAGAUUUACUGCAUGACACAUGAUGAAGGAUUUUGUUAUUGGGAUCUUACUCAGCUGGAUUCUGAAAUGUCAACUACAUUAUUGCAUAUUCCAGAUGUCAGAGAAGUAGAAAAUAUCAAACUGGAUUACUUAAUUGGUGGUGUUUAUCAUGAAAAAGUGGGCAAAUUGUUUGUAUUUGGAGGGAUGUCAACAGGAAGCAUUUGUCUCAUAGAGUGUUGUGCUCAUGAACUGAAUUCUGUGGGAAUACUUCAAGGAGGACACUCUGCUAUCGUUCGUUCCUUCUACUGGGAUAUGGUUGAUGAUUCUCUAUUUACAGGAGGAGAGGAUGCAGAGUUGUUGCUAUGGAAACCAGGAGCUGUAGAAAAAGCUUUGAGUAAGAAGACUUCUAUGAAAGUGAUUUCCUCUGUCAAUCAGCAAACAAAAGUUCAUCAACGUACCUUGAAAACAAAACAAAAAGUAAAGAAAUGAAAAGUUCCAUUUUUAACACUUCUAGAGAUGACUGUGUGUGUGUGUUGUAGAAGAACACAAAAAAGAGUGGUUGAAAUUUAAAGGCAGUUGAAUGUGAUAACUGUUGUGUGGACUAGAACCUAUUUCAUUGUACACAAAAAUGUAUGCUAUAAUUGGUUUCUAUAGUGCAACAACACUAUUCUUGCUUGUAUGAGUUGACUUUUCAAAAAGCUGUAGUAGUUUUAAACGGCUGAGUUUUCUAAACUUGGACACUGCUUAUGCUUUCACCAUGAAUAUGUUUCCCCACUCAGUUGAAAUCAAUGGAGUCCAAUUGGGUAGGAUUAUCUUCCAGAAUAAGAAAUGUACACAAGAAUGUUUUACAAUUUAUUAUUCAUAUAUGGUAUAGGGCCUGGCUACCUACAAAACCCGCUUUGUCUCAUCACAUCAGCCUGUUCCGCUCAUUCAGUUAGGGAAGGCAUGCUACAGACCCUGUCAAUCAAAGAAUUUUUCUUCAAAAAUUAUUUGACGGGAUCAAGGAAGAGGACCUGUUUUGCUGCUGCCCCUGCUUUGUGGGUCAUCUUGCCCUCUGGGGUGAGGAAAGCCCUCAAUCUCUUGGCCUUUCACGAAGGGUCAAGGCUGUGUAGUCUUGGGGUGGGGGGGAAAUACAGGCCCACACAGCCACGGGCUGGUCGGCCUUAUGAGAACCCCUGCCUAUAUUAACAACUCUUAGUCUCUCCAUCUUGGAAUUCCAUCUUUUGUAAUUUUAUAAUCUUUUACAUUUUUUAAUUUUUUAAACCUUAAAUUAUAUGGUUUUUAAUGUUUUAUUAUACCAAUUAAAUUGUACACCACCCAGAGCCCCCUAUGAGGGAGUUGGGUGCUUAGGAAGUUUGAUAUGUAUAUAAAUAAAUGUUGCUACUUGUAGUCUUA
Molecule: messenger RNA, 2228 nt
Organism: Pantherophis guttatus
Lineage: Eukaryota; Metazoa; Chordata; Lepidosauria; Squamata; Colubridae
Source: RefSeq, a predicted model, not a curated record